Molecule: messenger RNA, 879 nt
Organism: Lemur catta (Ring-tailed lemur)
Lineage: Eukaryota; Metazoa; Chordata; Mammalia; Primates; Lemuridae
Gene: TSPO
Product: translocator protein
Exons: 6
Coding region: 103-786 (227 amino acids)
Cellular component (GO): membrane; endoplasmic reticulum
Molecular function (GO): cholesterol binding
Source: RefSeq, a predicted model, not a curated record
CUUUCCCGAGCGUGCCCUCGCCGCUGCCCCACACGACCCCCCAUUACCAGCUGGCUGUGAAUCCUUCCAGACACGUCGUCUGCUGCACCAGUUACUUUCAUAAUGAAAAAAGUUCACAAAGGUUAUAACGAGGAUGAUUCGCUGGAGGUCGGAGAACAAGAAAAUACCGCAAGACCCACUGGCCCAGCCCCCACUUCACAGAUGGGGACACAGAGGCCCAGGAGACGGGACCCCAGGGGCAGCACAGAGCUUUCUGGAGCAGCAGCGGCCUCAGUCAUGGCCCCGCCGUGGGUGCCCGCCGUGGGCUUGACGCUGGCGCCCAACCUGGGCUCCUUCCUGGGCUCCCACUUUGUCCGCGGCGAGGGCCUGCGCUGGUACGCCGGCCUGCGGAAGCCCCCGUGGCACCCGCCCCGCUGGGCGCUGGGCCCCAUCUGGGGCACGCUCUACUCGGCCAUGGGGUACGGCUCCUACAUGGUCUGGAAAGAGCUAGGGGGCUUCUCAGAGGAGGCAGUGGUUCCCCUGGGCCUGUAUGCCGGGCAGCUGGUCCUGAACUGGGCAUGGCCCCCCAUCUUCUUUGGCGCCCGGCAGAUGGGUUGGGCCCUGGUGGACCUUCUGCUGACCAGUGGGGUGGCGGCGGCCACGACUGUGGCCUGGCACCGGGUGAGCCCACCAGCUGCCCGCCUGCUCUACCCCUACCUGGCCUGGCUGGCCUUCGCGGCCACACUCAACUACUGCGUAUGGCGGGACAACCGCGGCUGGCGCAGGGGCCGGCCGGUCCCGGAGUGAGUGCCCAGCCUGCGAGGACUGUGGCCGGUGCCAGCAGGUGUCAUUGGUGGCAGUGGCUGUCACGCUUUCACAGCCACCAGGCCUGCUGCUCUG